This is a messenger RNA of Lactuca virosa, 2722 nucleotides long. The record is from the annotation of a GenBank genome assembly. Lineage: Eukaryota; Viridiplantae; Streptophyta; Magnoliopsida; Asterales; Asteraceae.
GUCCCAUGGUGUCAUUAAAUUUACGGUUUUGCCACUCCACCUCUGUAUAAGUAUUCAUUCAAAUUGCAAAACACACAGACACACAUACACUCUAUCAUUAUAAUAUUAAUCAAAUAAAAAUAUCGAUACUGAAAAGGCUUCUUUUUUCUACUGAACUUUCUUCCGACUUCGUCUCCUACAAUCUCUCCGUCUCUCAAUUUCUACGCUUUCAACCGCAAUAUUGCAUCAUCUAUAUGGUGGUUUGAUCAGGGGUUUUUUUUAUUGAGUUGAGGAAUUGAAUUUGAUUGACGAAAUGAGAGUAAAGGAGAUGCAUCCGUUGUGUUGUAUAUCGCUGGAAAGUCCAUCGAUCGGGGACCAGUCGCCGGAACCGAGGAUGAAGUUGUCAAGGUCGUGUUCGGUGGCGGACAUGAGAUCCGACGGCAAUGCCGUUGGAUUGAGGAGGUCUGGAUCUGAAUCCUGUUCUGGCAGCACAAGCUUCGCCGGAGUGUUAUACAAAUGGACAAAUUACGGCAAAGGAUGGAGAUCGAGAUGGUUUUUGUUACGCAACGGCGUAAUUUCCUACUCGAAGAUCCUCCAACCAGAAACCCUCGCUGCCGGAGAAGACGUUAGGUUCAUCGGCGACGUGUCCUCCGGAAGACUUAAACGUCUCGAUAGAAGCGGUAGUAGCAGGCAUCAGAAACAUCAGAAAGCUGUUGGAAUCGUUCACCUCAAGCCUGGCUUUAUUUUGUGGUCACGACGACUGCUUCACCCAGUUUUUUUUUUCUUCGUCGCUUUAAACUUGGAUAAGAGUUUUCCUUGUCUUACAAGUCCCACUUCCUUUAGAUCUUGUCUUUUGGUUUCAUCAUUUCGAGAGAGCAGAUCAGAUGAUAGGCGAUUUUAUAUAUUCACAGCUACAAAGACACUCCAUCUCCGGACAAGUUCAAAGAAAGACAGAGUUGCCUGGAUUGAAUCUUUAGCCUCAACCAGAAGUCUAUUCACCCUACGAAGAUUAAAUUAUAAACCCUCUAUCCUACCACCUGACCUAUCAUUGUCAACUGAAAGAUUAAAGAAACGCUUGCUUGAAGAAGGAAUCAGUGAGGUGCUCAUCAAAGACUGUGAGCAGAUCAUGCUCUUGGAAUUUUCUGAAAUUAAAGGACAAGUUCAACUUCUUUGUGAAGAGCGUUCAAAUCUGCUCGACACCUUAAGGCAGUUGGAGGCUGCUAAUAUUGAAGGUGAAACAUCUGGAGUUCCUGAAGGUGACUAUCAAUUGACACAACAGGAAUUUACAGAUCGUGGAAAAUACAGUGAAUGGAGUACAACCGAAUCAUCACAAGAACUAGAGGAUCAGGGUUCAGAAGAUGAGGAGACUUGCUUCUUUGACACAAAAGAUUGUUUUCCUAGAGCUACUGAUGUAAUGGGUGAAGUGAUUAUUGAGAGGAGAAAGAAGCUUCCGGAUCCUUGUGAGAAAGAAAAGGGUGUGAGUCUGUGGUCCUUGAUUAAAGACAACGUUGGAAAGGAUCUGACACGUGUCUGUCUCCCUGUUUAUUUCAAUGAGCCAAUUUCAUCUCUACAAAAAUGCUUUGAGGAUCUGGAGUACUCUUACCUUCUAGAUCGUGCUUAUGAACAUGGAAACAGUCUUGAAAGAGUUUUAAAUGUUGCUGCUUUUGCUGUUUCUGGAUACGCUUCUUCAGAAGGACGACAUUGUAAACCUUUCAAUCCUUUGUUAGGGGAAACUUAUGAGGCUGAUUACCCUGAGAAAGGAGUCCGAUUCUUUUCUGAGAAGGUGAGUCAUCAUCCUACUCUCAUAGCUUGUCAUUCUCAAGGUAGAGGAUGGAAAUUUUGGGGGGACAGCAACAUCAGAACUAAAUUUUGGGGGAGAUCAAUUCAACUUGACCCUGUUGGCCUUCUUACCUUAGAAUUUGAUGAUGGUGAGGUUUUCCAGUGGAGCAAGGUUACAACCAGCAUUUAUAAUCUUAUUUUGGGUAAAGUAUACUGUGAUCAUCAUGGAAUGAUGCAUAUACGUGGUAAUAGAGAAUAUUCAUGCAAGCUCAAGUUCAAAGAACAGUCAAUUCUUGAAAGAAACCCACGCCAGGUACAUGGGUUUGUUGAAGAUGCUAACGGAAAAAAGCACGCAACAUUAUUUGGGAAAUGGGACGACAGCAUGUAUUACAUAAAUGGAAUUACAAAUGUGAAACCAAAGGAUAUGAGUGAUGCACAUCUAUUGUGGCAAAGGACACUGCCUCCUGUUAAUCUCACUCGAUACAAUCUAACAUCUUUUGCCAUCACAUUGAACGAGUUAACCCCAGGACUACAGGAGAAGCUUCCACCUACGGAUUCACGACUCAGGCCAGACCAACGACACCUUGAGAACGGUGAAUAUGACAUGGCAAAUUCAGAAAAGCUCCGUCUUGAGACCAGACAGAGAAUGUCACGAAAACUACAAGAAAAUGGAUGGAAACCGCGAUGGUUUAAAAAAGAGGGUGAAGACGGGACGUAUCGGUAUGUAGUGACGAUUCCAUCAACACAUCCUGAUUUAUCCCAAGGGAGAAAGGGAGGAGGUACAAAAUCCAUAUAUAUGUAUGUAUGUAUGUAUGUAUAAAACCCAAUUCUUCAAGAUUCUUAGUGUUUGCUGAAAGAAAAAAGAUAUAGAUAACAACAAUCUUCGGGUGGGUGGCGUAACGUUGGCACUUGGCACUAAAACUAGCUAGCUAGCUACUUAAUUUAGAUGUGUAUCUUUCGGGUU